Molecule: messenger RNA, 933 nt
Organism: Moesziomyces aphidis
Lineage: Eukaryota; Fungi; Basidiomycota; Ustilaginomycetes; Ustilaginales; Ustilaginaceae
Source: the annotation of a GenBank genome assembly
AUGCACUCGUCAGCGAUUGCCGGUGCAUGCGCAGGCCUCGUCUCGAGCGUGCUCACGUGUCCGCUGGAUGUAGUCAAGACACGACUCCAGGCACAAGAAGGUCGGCGUCGACCCACGGCCGUCUCUGCACCAAUAGCCGACGUCGCAGCAAUACCUUCGGUGGAGGCGCAACGAUACUUGGGCCUGCGCGGGACGCUUCGUAAGAUCUGGGCGGAUGAUGGCAUUCGUGGAUUCUACCGCGGAUUGGGACCGACGAUCUUUGGAUACUUGCCCACGUGGGCGAUUUACUUUAGCGUGUACGAUUCGUGCAAGACGAUCCUGGCGCGCGACGUGGCCGGAUCUGGGGAGGAAGACUUUGUGAACCACAUUGUGUCGGCCAUGACAGCUGGAGCUGCCAGCACCGUAUGCACAUCUCCACUAUGGGUGGUCAAGACACGCUUCAUGUUGCAAUCCUCCCGCUCUUCGGUUCAGCGAUACCGUCACACCGCCGAUGCAUUCGUGCAGAUCUAUCGCUCGGAAGGCCUACGUGGGUUCUACAAAGGACUUCUCCCAAGUCUGCUGGGUGUCUCUCAUGUGGCGGUGCAGUUUCCGCUGUACGAAAGCUUCAAAAGCCUCGCACGGGAUCGAGUGGGGAGGGACGACUUGACGGCCGCCGAGAUUUUGACCUGCAGUAGUAGCGCCAAGAUGAUCGCGAGCGUUACAACGUACCCGCACGAAGUGCUGCGCACCAGGUUGCAAAUGCAACCGAGGGGCGAGGGAAGAACCUACUCGGGCGUAUGGCAAGCGUGCAAAACCAUCGCGCGCGACGAAGGCGUCAGGGGAUUCUACAAGGGCAUGACCGUCAACCUCGUCCGCACAGUCCCAAGCUCGGCCUUGACAAUUCUGACGUACGAGUUGAUCAUGCAACACCUCACCCACCCCGACCCCGCAUAA